AUGAUUAGGAAUUUAAUAAAUGGUCAAUUAUUUAAAACAUCGAUAGAAACUGUUAAAGUUAGAUAUUUUGUAGUUAAUAAUAAUAAUAAUAAUAAUAAUAAUAAUGGUGGUGGUGAACCAAUAAAGAAUACAAUAAUUGAAAAAUUAAGCAACCAAUUUAAACCAAUUCAUUUAGAUGUUGUGAAUGAAAGUUAUAUGCAUUCAGUACCUCGUGGAUCUGAAACUCAUUUCAAAGUUAUAAUAGUAUCUGAUAUAUUCAAUGGUAAAUCAGUUGUAGCUCAACAUAGAUUAAUUAAUGAUACCCUCAAAAAUGAAAUGAAAAAUGGUGUUCAUGCACUAUCAAUUCAUUGUUCAACACCUGAUAAAUGGGAUGAAUCCACCAUUUCACCUUCACCAGGUUGCAUGGGUGGAAGUAAAAAAGAAAAACAACAAAAACAACAAAAAGAUGAAAAAUAA
Molecule: messenger RNA, 456 nt
Organism: Dictyostelium discoideum AX4
Lineage: Eukaryota; Evosea; Eumycetozoa; Dictyosteliales; Dictyosteliaceae
Product: bolA family protein
Exons: 1
Coding region: 1-456 (151 amino acids)
Cellular component (GO): iron-sulfur cluster assembly complex
Source: RefSeq, a predicted model, not a curated record